AUGUUACUGCAAUCUUCCCUCCUGAAUCAUCAACGGUAUCCCGAAGGUGCUCCCGGGACCGGGGGUUCGUCCCCGUUCGGCGCCGCUUCCAACUCCGUCACCACGACGGGCAAUCCGAUCCUACCUCUACUGGCUUCGGCAGUAGAUUCUGGAAGACAGGCUGUGCAGCAAGCAGCGUCACCACUGCGCGUCGAGGCUGCAACGGGCGCUGCCUCGCUGUCCAUCCCGAUCUACGUAUCUCCCGGCCGCGACCCGACCACAACUCCAAGCCUGGAGCUGACAUAUAGCUCUCAUGCGGCCAAUGGUCCAUUCGGCCUCGGCUGGUCCCUAACAGUACCAUGCAUCUCACGGAAAACGACCCGGGCGGUCCCACGGUACAGCGAUCAGGAUGUCUUCGUUCUGUCUGGGGCGGAAGACCUGGUGCGCCUCGAUGGGUCGGCAGCAAUCAACACAGCCGGCUACCUGGUACAUCAAUACAAGCCUCGGGUGCUGGUUGGGCCCUCUCAGGCGCGGAUCGAGCGCUGGAUUAACCCUAGCGAUCCGGCGGAUGACUUCUGGCGCACUAUCUCCUCCACGGGACUCACGACGCUCUAUGGGAAGAGCCUCGAAGACCGCAUCCACAACCCGGAGGACCCCCAGCGGACGUUCACCUGGCUGAUCAGCGCGACAUAUGACCUCAAGGGUAACUGCUGCGUGUAUCGCCACAAGGCCGAGGACUCGACCAAUAUCGACCUCUCCUGCGCCCAUGAACAGAAUCGCUCCACCCUGAGCCGUACGGCAGGGAGAUAUCUCAAGAGUAUCCACUACGGCAACCGUAAGCCGAAUCGUGAUCUGGAGACUUGGGCGGCGCUGCCGAUCCCGAUGAACGCCUCCGAGUAUCUGUUCACGGUCAUACUAGACUAUGGCGAGCACAACCAACAGCUGCCACAGCCCAGCGGGGAGACCCCCUGGACCGUCAGAGCAGAUCCCUUUUCCUCUUCAGCUGGUGGCUUCGAGGUGCGCAUGUACAGGCUCUGUCGUCGCGUGCUGGUAUUUCAUAACUUUAUCGAGAAGGACGUCAAGGACUGCCUCGUCUCCUCCACUGCAUUCGCCUACCAGGAAGCACCGACCGGGUCGACGCUGGUCGCGAUAAAUCGCCACGGACAUCGUAGAGUCUCUGAUGGUAGGGCCGGAUAUCGGUACACCGACGAGAGGCUCCCAGCCUUCCAGAUGGAGUACAAAGACGGAGAGCGCCUGCAGCCAGUGGCCGUGGACGCAUCUCAAUUCCCCGAUCUGCCCCACGCACAUCCUCAGCAACGCACCCAGUGGUUGGACCUGAAUGGCGAAGGAUCUCCCGGUCUCCUAGCUCAGCUUGCUAGUGGAGAGUGGGUGUAUAUGAGGAACGAGAGCUCAAGAGACCCCGACUCGGCGGCAGCGUUUAGCCCGCCUCGCCGGUUGCAGAAUGUCCCCAAUUCCCUACUGAACCCGAGCGGCUUCUUCGCUUCUUUGACCGAUGACGGAUCGUUGCAAUUUGUUGACCGCGACGGUAGGAAUAAUCGACUUCAAGGGUACUCCGAACGCAAUACCGCGGAAGGUUCCGGAUGGGGCCCGUGGGUACUGUUUCCUAGUGUUCCUUCAGAGCUGGACGACAACGGAUUGGACACAUAUUCGAUUGAUCUCGCCGGUAGCGGACGCCAGGAUCGAGCCCAUUUCAUGCAGGACAGCUCUGGCCAGCUGCGGUGGUAUCCAUCCCUCGGUACCGAUGGCUUUGCGCCAGCCCGGAUACACUCCGGUCCCCUGAUCCCCAGGGACGAGAGAGGAACAGCAGCCAUCCUGCUGGCCGACAUGACAGGUGAUGGACUCACAGAUGUAGUCCAUGUGCGCGCUGGAGAGAUCGUCUACUGGCCCAACCUUGGCCACGGACAGUUCGGCACCUGUGUGAGGAUGGACAACGCCCCCAUCCUAGCUUCAUAUGACGAGUUCAACGUCUCUCAAGUUCGGCUGAUGGAUGUAGAUGGAUCUGGAUGUGCGGACCUGGUUUACUUUAUCCCCGGAGGCGGUGCUGCCAUCUACUUCAACCAGAGCGGAAAUGGCUGGAGCGAAGCCGUCUCGCUCUCUGUUGUUCCCGACAUGAGCCUGCUGGCGAGCAUUGAAGUGGUCGAUAUCCUUGGGCGAGGUCUGCCGUGUAUCUGCUGGACGUUGACGCAGACCACCGGAGCAGGUUCCCCUCGUCUCUACUAUCUGGAGUUGAUGGGGGAGAUGAAGCCCUGGUUACUGACCGAAUAUAGCAACGGGGUUGGAGCAAAGGUCUCCCUGGAAUACCAGCCAUCCACUCACUUCUACCUCCAAGAUGAGGGCACCAGUCAGGCGUGGAAUACCCGACUGCCCUUCCCAGUGAUUUGUGUUGCUACUCAGACGACCGAUGAUCAAGUGGCCGAGACGAAGCAGGUCACCCGCUACGCCUACCACGACGGCUUCUACGACCGCACUGAACGGGAGUUCCGGGGGUUUGGCCUCGUGGACAUCUGGGACAGUGAGGAUCUAUCGGCAGGUCCUGGCCUCAAGAGAUUGGAGGCACCACCACGACAUUUGCGCACUUGGUACCAUACCGGAGCGCCGGUAUCAGCACUGGAGACUUCCUUUGGCCAUGGCGAUUUGAGCGUACCACAGUUGGUGCCGUUCCAUCUGCCUGAAAACGCUGCCAGUCCGAGUGAAGUCCGAGAAUCGCUGCGUGCGCUGAAGGGGAAGAUCCUCCGGAGCGAAACGUAUCCCGAUGGAAGGUCGAGAGAGGAGCGAACUCCUUUGGCAGUAACGCAGCACAACUACACUAUUUUAAUGGAGCAGGAGAUCGAAGACACUAACGAGAACCGAAAGACCACCGAUCUCGACAUGGUGGUCUACGAACAACCUCAUGGACGGUUCCGAGUCCUACCCCGUGAGUCUCUUCAGGUCUCGUACGAGGCUAAUAAUGAUCUGCAAGAUGCCCAGAUGGAACAUCAGAUGUACCUGGAGACGAAUGAAUACGGACAGUGCACCAAGCAGGUCACUGUCCAAUACGGACGACUGGAUCCUCCACAAGAUCUCGACGAAGACACAAGAGCUACCCAGCAGGAGACCAUCGUCCACUAUACCGAGUCCAAUCUGACGAACGCUAUCGACGAAGAUGACUUCUUUUCCCUGCCCACGACAGCCGAAGAGAAGGGAUAUCGAAUGCGUGGUCUUUCAGCACCAGAACUUCCAUCAUUACUCUUCUCGUUCGAGGCAUUCUCUGCCAACGGCUGUGCCUUGUUCAAAGCGGCCACCGAAACUCCCUACGAGCGGGAUCGUGAUCCUGUCGUAUCUCCCGAAGUAUACAAAGUCCUGACAUCCAACACCCGUUCCUACUACUGGAAUUCUGACCUGACGAGCCGCUUGAAGUUGGGCCAGAUCGAAGCCUACUCCGUGCUAGACCGUACAUACCAGCUAGCAGUCACCUCGGGGCUCAUGCUUCAGGUCUUUGGCACGAACGAUGACAGCACCUCCUUGCGCACCGGCUGGUCGGCCCAAGACGGAGCCUAUGCAGAUCUUGAUGAUAACGGCAGCUGGUGGAUUCCGAGCCAGCAGAGCCGGUUCUGCUUCCCUGCCGCAGCCGACGAUGCUGACACCGAGCUUCUUCAAGCACGAUCGCAUUUCUAUCUCCCCAGGUUCACCAUUGAUCCGUACCGGAACGUUGGCGAAGAAGAAGUAGAUCAAUACUGCCUGUUGAGAGUCCGAUCGACCGACGGGGUGGGCAACACCGAGUCAUACCAGCCGGAUUUCACCAGCCUGCAGCCCGUUAUCCUCACAAACUCAAACGAGAACCGCGUCCUGAUUGCCUAUGACGGCUUUGGGGCUCCUAUCGGGGCAGCAGUCCAGGGGAAGGUCGGUGAAGGACUCGGCGAUACGUUGGACGAUUUCUCAACCACAGUCAGCAGAGAGGACAUGCUAUCCUUCUACGCCGAUCCCGUUAAGUCGGCAGCAAAGCUGCUGGGAUCUACAUCCUGGCGACGCAUCUACAAUCGGGAAUGGACGUCAGAAAUGCCUGCCUUUGAGGCCGAGCUCCGUCGGGACCAACAUCUCUCCUCGCCGUCACCUGCGCAGAUCUCCGUCUCGAUAUCGUAUCUGGAUGGUCGUGGUAACAAAAUACAGUCCUUGACCUUGCAUUCAGACGAAUCAACGGUUAAGUGGAGGAGAGAGGGAUGGAGUAUCUGCAGUACAAUGGCAAAAAGCUCUGUCUUGACCUUUGUGCCAUCUCUUGAGAGUAGCCAUCGCUACUCCAAACGCAGUGAUCUCGCUCCGGAGAAUUUCCCACCGAGCUCUGUUACUGUCUAUGAUGCAUUGAACCGGGCAGCUGCGACUCUGCACCCCGACCACACCUGGCAGGUCACGACGAUUGGUGCUUGGACGGUCAAACAGAGAGACGGCGGAGAUAAUGUCCUGGUAGAGGACAUGGCAGCCGACCGAGAGGUCGGUGCUCUCAUAUCAGCCUCCAUGGAUGGUAACCGCUACUUACCCACCUGGUAUGCAACUCACAGCGCCUCCACAGCCUCUGCACAGGAUCAGGCGGCCGCAGAAAAGUCCAAGGUCUAUAGCAAUACCCCGGAUCUCCACCAUCUAGAUAUCGCUGGCAAUGCCGCAGCAGCCUUUGAUGCCCUGGGUCGGGAAGUGACGAGGAGCCAGCGGGACCUCUGUGGUCGUACUCUCUACGAAUCCAGCAUGGACAGCGGGCCGAGCUGGUCGUGCCCCGACGCCCUCGGCAGACGAUGGCUGACCUGGACAGUGCGGCCCGAUGAUGUGAAAGGCAAGAACCGAAUGCGCAUGGGAUAUGAUGAGAUCGGACGGCUGACCCACGUCUGGCUGCAAGAAGGCCUCUCUAGCAGCACGCCGGAGCGCCUGAUUGUCCAGCAUGAAUAUGGAGAGAGCCAGUCCAACGCGACGAAGAGGAACCUGCACAGACAACACUACCGCACCUGGGACCAGGCUGGACUGUACACCAGCACGGCGUACGACUUCAAGAGGAACUGCAUCAGUCGACAGACGACCUUCGCUCAGGACUACAAAGGUAUCAUCGACUGGUCUCUCACCGGGCAAGAUCGGCCGGCUCUGGAGGAGACGGUUCAUGCCGAAGAGGCCGAGUACGAUGCAUGCAACCGGGCUUUGCGUGUGGCGGGUGUGGAUGGGAGCAUCACCCAGAAUAUAUACAACGUUGCCGGUUUCCUCCAGACGCUCCUUCUCACUAAAAGAGCCAGCCCAGAAACGACAGAAACCUAUCUAGAAAAUGUCAGUUACAAUGCCAUGGGCCAGCGAGAGCUCGUCAUGUACGGUAAUGGCGUUCAGAUACGGCAUGACUACGACCCAUUGACCCAACUGGAGGUGCACAAGAAGACAUUGACGAAGAGUGGCGCAGUCCUCCGAGACCUCCAAUACACGCACGACUGCGCUGGUCAACAGGUUUACCGCGAAGAUGCCGCUCAGCAGAACACUUACUUCCGCAACAGCAUCGUGCGACCUGUCAAUGACUACACAUACGAUGCACGGGGUCAGCUUAUCAAGGCCACCGGAAGAGAGCAGGUCGACGCCCAGGGAUCUUCUCUCACCCCAUACGGUCCCAGGUACAAGGGACAGCAGACGAUCCCAGGUGACGGCCGUCAGAUGUGCCAGUAUACAGAAUCCUUGCAGUACGAUGGGGCUGGCAACAUCAGCUCUCUGACCCACGACUCAGGCGAUAGACGGAUCUCAGGCUGGAAACGCGUGUAUUCCUACGAUGAGGCUAGCUGCUUGACGGACUCAGUGUCGGGAGUCAAAAACAACCGGCUCAGUUGGACCACUGUCCGUGGGGCGCAGGAGAACUACACCUACGACAACCGGGGGUGCAUGACUUCUAUGCCAGGGACAGUGAAGGCAAGUUGGGAUCAUCUCGCGCAGCUUCGAGUCAGCACCUCUCAGCGGGUGCGCGAGGGCACUCCCGAGACCACCUGGUAUGUCUACAACGCAUCAGGGGACCGGGUGCGGAAGGUCACCGAGCGAGCUUCCGCAACAGAAGAAGAUGCCACCAAGCUGCGGGAAACUUAUACACUCGCUGGCUUUAGUGGCUACGAGAUCUAUCGCGAGUACUCGGGCCAGGGUGCCGUUGAGUCAGAGAAGAAGAUGGUGCAGGUCUCAGAUGGAGAUUCGACCCCUCUCGCCCUGGUGGAAGAUGUUGUAACUGGCCUGAACGGGUCAGCGUCAGCCUCCCAGUCUCUCCUCCUGGUCCGAUAUCAGCUCGAUGAUGGGCUGGAAGUCGACGACCUCGGACAGGUCAUCUCCCUGGAGGAGUACUCGCCGUUUGGCUCGACCACCUACCGGGCCACUCGCAGUGAUGUCGACGCUCCGGCCAAGUAUCGGUUCUCUGGCUACCCUCGAGAUACCCAGGAUACGGGGCUUUACCACUGCGGAGUGCGGUACUAUGCCGCCUGGAUCGGUCAGUGGACAUCGCCAGAUCCCCUGGGGGUCCUGGACGGGCUCAACGGCUAUUGCUACGUCGGGAAUGACCCCGUGAACAAGGUGGACACCCAGGGGACG
Talaromyces proteolyticus is the source of this 6558-nucleotide messenger RNA. RefSeq names its product virulence plasmid 65kDa B protein-domain-containing protein. The record is from RefSeq and is a predicted model, not a curated record. The annotation marks the transcript as partial. NCBI's taxonomy places the organism in Eukaryota, Fungi, Ascomycota, Eurotiomycetes, Eurotiales, Trichocomaceae. The transcript has 4 exons. Gene Ontology annotation, cellular component: cytoplasm.